AUGGGUGAACCUCCAUUAGAAUUUAUACAACUCAUUUCUAGUUCACUUGAACAACAAAUAGAUGACGAAACACUUCAAGUAAUAAUACAAAAUUAUAUGACAGACCAUAGUAUACAACUUGAUGAUAUUAUUUCAUGGAUAACCCAUAGCGACAAUGAUAUUGUUCUAUCAAACGCAAAUCGAUUCUUACGUGGUGUAAUACAACAAUCAUUAGAGGACCCUUUACUAGUUACAGUGUUAAAAUCAAAAGUCAUAGAAUCAAUCAAACAAGCACAAUCAAACAAGAAUCUAGAUACUCUUAUUGAAUCAAUUCAAUUGUUAUUUGUUUCACUAUGUCCAUCAGGAGAAUGGCAAGAUUAUAUAGAGACAUUAAUAAGUUUGGUUGAAAGUGAAGACGAGUCAUCAAGAUAUGCAGGAAUGCGAUUAUUGGCAAAAGAAUGUUAUAUUGAUGAAAUUGAUAUUCAAGAUCAGAUGACUUUACUCAAAACAGCUGUAAUCAUCGGAUUAAAAAACACUACCAAUGAGAGAAUUAGAUUCGCAUCAUUGGGUCUAUCUAUCAAAUUGUUUUCAAUGAGAUCAUCAGAAGAUGAUGAAAUCGUUCAAGCCAUUCCAUUGGUCAUGCCAAUCAUCGGUCAAGCUUAUCGUGCAGGUGAAAUAGAUUCGGUCAAAAAGGCCCUACGACUAUUAUUGCGCCAUCCAAAGGAAGAUUUUGUCAAUUAUGCAAGAAUCAUCAUCAACACUCUACUACCCAUCGUUGAACAACCAGAAAAGUCUUUGAAAACACCAAUCAAAGGAAUGGUAUUCAAAAUGUUAAUAUUGGUUUCAAGUGUAGAACUCGAAGAGUGGGAUCAAAAACAACUUAUAGAACGAUUUGUAUUAUCAAUCUAUUCAAAUGUUGUUGAUCAAGUUCAAGAUCUCGAUAUAGACGUUUGGAAUAAUUCAUCAAAAGACAAUUACAUUGAUUUAAAUAUAAUUGGUGAAAAAUAUAAUGAAUAUAAUUAUCAUGUUGAUCAUCAAGAUGAAGGAGAAGGAGAAGGAGACGAAGAAGAAGAAGAAGAAGAAGAAGAGGAUGAAUAUUCAAUUUAUGGCAAUCAAGAAUAUAGUGUCAAUUCAAAACAAUUGACUAGAGAAUUUGGAGAGUUUUUAGCAAAUCGAGUUCUAUUGCCUAUUACUCUAGAGGAAUGUAAAAAGCGAGUCAUUUCAACAUGUUGGAGAGAUAGACAUACUGCAUUGGUACUCUAUACUAGGAUACUACCAUUUUUGACUGAAAUUUUUGAAGAAGAUUCAGACUUUAGUCAAGAAAUUGAAAAUCUUAUCGCCAUGUUUAUGCCUACUGCCAAUGAUACAGAUCCAAGAGUUAGACGGGAAUUUUUUACUUUUCUUUCAAAAGUAUGUGAAGAAUGUCCAAUUUUUUCAACAAGUGUGAUACAACAAUUACUAUCAAUCAUUGAAAAUGCAACUCAAGAUCCAAAUGAUCGUGUAAAAUCAGCUUGUUGUCAAUUUAUUCAAUUAUUUUUAGAAAAUUGUGAAGAGGAUACAUUAAAUUCAAUUUCACCAAAUGAUUUGUUUAUUGCACUCGAACAUUUAUUAGAUUCACCACGUCUAUAUGUUGUAGAGAGUGUUUUAUCUGCACUUGCCAGUACAUUUACAAUUGCUAAAGAAAAGAAUAAUUCUUUUUAUUCAAAUACAAUUAUUCCAAAGAUUAUAUCAAUUUUGGAAAAAUAUAAAUCAUCUAGAGAAACAAUUAGAGUUAGACGUCGUGCAUUGAGAGCAAUUCAAACAUUUGGAGAAAUCAAUGAUAAAAGAUUUUCAAAGGAUUUUAAUAGUUUAUUCCAAUAUGUUAGUGAUCAAGGUAGAAAAUUUGAUCUAGUUUCUGAUUAUAUCAAAGUAUGUUCAACGGCAUCAACUAGUCUUGGAGAGGAUUAUGCCAUCUACCUUGCACCAACAAUGAAAUUCAUUAUGGAUAUUUUCAAGUACGACAUUGAACCAACUGACGAAUACGAUGAUUCUCACUCAAGAGAGGUGUCAUUGGUCAGUUGUGCAUUGGAAAGUCUAGAUUCAUUUUUAAAAUCUUGCAAGUCUACCAUUUAUCCAUACCUCGAAUCAUUGACCAAUGCUUGUAUAAAAUUCUCAACGACCGAGGCUGAUCAAGAUAUUCGUUAUAGUGCCAUUAAUAAUUUCAAUUCAUUGCUUGGUACAUGUAUUGGUUUAUUUGGAAAUAAUAGUCAACAAGCUAAAACACUCUACUCUAGACUAUUGUCAUGCAUCUUGGAUUCGUGUGGUUCAAGUGAACAAGAUAUCGAUGUGUUGAAUGAAAAGUUGUUUGUGGCUGGUGACUUGACAGAAAUGAUGGGAGACUAUUUCAUGACAUUUGAACAGCUUUCAGAUACCAUGUCAAAGUUGUGGACUGUUAAAAAGAAAAGUUUUGGUCUUUUGGAUAGAGAAGAUGAAGACGAAGAUUAUUAUUACGAUUAUGAUAGUCCGUCUGAUUCAAUUGGCACCAUUUAUGAAUUAGUUGGUGAUAUGGUUCAAAAGAACAAAGAUAUUGCAAUCAAUGCCAUCAUCGUAGAUAUUAUUCCAGAGACUUUACAAGUAUUGGACGAAAGAUCAGAAGAUGGAAAGAUAGAAAAAUCAAUAUUGUGCAUGUUUUCAGAUAUUUGUCAAUUUGGUGGUCAACCAAGUAUCGCAUUGUAUCCUCAAAUCGUUCCAGCCAUGAUUGAUCAUCUUUCAUCAGACUAUGUAGAGUCUGCACAAAAUGCAGCUUUUGGGUUGGGUGAAGCUGCUGUCUCAGGUAAAGAUCAAUUUGCGCCCUAUGUAUUUAAUGCAUUGAUGCAACUCAAGGAUCUCAUCUCUCGUAAUGCAAAUGACAAGGAAAAGGAAAAAGCUCCAGCAACUGACAAUGCCAUAUCAGCAAUUGUCAACCAUGAAAGUCAACUUUAUAAAGAGACCGAACCAAAUCCAGAAUUAACUACAAGUUUUCUUCACGGUCAACAAAUAUGUGAUAAUAUUCAAUCAUCACUAUCUCUAUUGAUUAAAGAGAGAGAGAGAGAGAGAGAAAGAGAAAUGAAUACUAGUAAACCUCCAUUAGAAUUUAUUAAAAUCAUUAGUAAUCCUGAAAAAGUAGACAAUCAAACAAUUCGAACACAAAUACAAAAGUAUAUAGGUCCAACACAGAUUCAUAAUGUUAUAACAUGGAUAUUGUAUCUUCAAAGUCAUAGUGACAAUGAUACUAUUCUAUCAAAUUCAAUUCUAUUCCUAAGGGUUGUAAUACAAGAGUCAAAAGACAAACCUAAACUAAUGACAAAGUUAAAGCAAAAAGUUAUUGAAUCAACCAAAGAAGCACAAUCAAACAAGAAUCUAGAUACUAUCAUUGAUUCAAUUGAAAUGUUGUUUGAAUCAUUUUCUCCAAUUGAAGAAGAAGAUGAAUAUUGGGAUGAUUUUGUUUAUGUGUUGAUAAAUUUGGUUAGAAGUGAAAACGAGUUGUCAAGCUAUGCUGGAAUGCGAGUAUUGGCUAGAUAUACUGACUUUUUUGUAGAAGAGAUUGAAGAUAACAUAGAUGUGCUUAAAGCAGCUGCAGUGACUGGAUUAAAGAACACGAGUAGUGAGAGGAUUAGAUUUGCAUCGUUGUAUCUUUUCAUUGCACUUGUUUCUAUUCAACCAUCAGACGAUGAAGAAAUUGAUCAAGUCAUGUCAUUGGUCAUAUCAAUCAUUGGCCAAGCUCAUCGUGUAGGUGAUGCUGUAUUGGUCAACAGGGCGAUCCGAAGAUUAUUAUUACAAGCUGAAGACUGUGAUUUGAUCUAUCAUGCUAGAAUCAUCAUCCACACUUUUAUGACCAUCUUGGAUCAACCUGAAAAGUCAUCGAUCUUACCAGUUAGAGGAUUGUCAUUCAAAAUGUUAUUAAGGGUUUCAAGUACUGCUCUUCCGCAAUGGAAUCAACAACAACUUGAACGAUUUGUAUCAUUAACCUAUUCAAAAGUUGUUCUAGUUCAAGAUGUCGAGCUAGAUAUUUGGAACAAUUCAAACAAUAACCCAGAAAUGAUCGAUCACGAUAGAGAUAUAAAUGAUGAUGAAGAUGAAGAUGAAGAAGAAGAAGAAGAGGAGGAAGAAGAAGAAGAAUAUGAAGAUGAAGAUGAAUAUUAUGAAGAUGAAUAUUAUGAAGAAGAUUAUGAUGAAGACCAAGAUGAAGAUGAAGAAGAAUAUGAUGAAGAUGAUGGUAGUUAUGACGAACGAAAAUACAAUCUAGAUUUUGAAGAAUAUAGAGAAACAGAUGCUAGAAAAUUGAUUAGAGAUUGUGCACAGUUUUUAACAAUUCCAAUUCUAUUGCCUAUUGCUCUGGCAGAAUGCAAAAAGCGAGUGAAAUCAACAUGUUGGAGAGAUAUGGUUCCAUUUAUGGUUAACUUUUCCGAAGAGCACCCUCAAGAGAUGGAAAGUUUAGUCAGAGAGUGUACGGUGGCGGUCAGUGAUACCAAUCCUCGAGUUAGAUGGGCAUUUUUUGCUUUUCUUUCUCAACUAUCUGAUGAUUGUCCACAUUUUUCGACUAGUCUUGUUAAACUAUUACUACCUACCAUUGAAAAAGCAACUCAAGAUCCAAAUGAACGUGUACAAUCAGCUUUUUGUCAAUUUAUUCAAUUAUUUUUAGAAAAUUGUCAAGAGGAUACAUUAAAAUCAGUUUCACCAAAGAAUUUAUUUAUUGCACUUGAACAUUUUUUACAAUCACCACGUCUCUAUGUUGUAGAAAAUGCUUUAUCUGCCCUCGUCACUAUAUCGAUGGUUGCUCAAGAACAAAAUAAUUCUUGCUGCAUUUCAAGAACAAUUAUUCCAAAGAUUGUAUCAAUUUUGGAAAAAUAUGAAACAUCAAAUGAAACAGUUAGAGUUAGACGUCGUGCAUUGAAAGCAAUCAGAGAAAUUGGAACAAUCAAUAGUAAACAAUUUUCAAAGGAUUUAAAAACAUUAUUCAAAUAUGUUAUUGGUCAUGGUGGCACCAAAGAUGACAUAUUUUUUGAAUUUCUCAAAACAUGUUCGUCAGCAGCAGAAAGUCUUGGAAAGGAUUAUUCCGUCUACCUUGCACCAACAAUCAAAAUCAUUUUGGAUAUUGUCAAUCAGGAUAUUGAACAAAUUGACCAAGACGAAUAUGAUGAAAGUCAAACGUCUCGAGUCGAUCAUGCGCUGGAGACCCUGGAAACUGUUGUGACUUUUUGCAAGUCUAGCAUUUAUCCAUACCUCGAAUUAUUGGUCGUUGCUUGUAUAAGACACUCAACUUCCGAGGCUGCAGAAGAUGUUCGUAUCAGUGCUAUUAGAAAUUUCUAUCCACUGUUAAGAGUAUACCUGGAAAAAUUUGGAAACAAUAGUCAACAAGCCAAAACACUCUAUUCAAGACUAUUAUCAUGUAUCUUGGAUUCAUGUGGUUCAAGUGAGUCAAAUGUCGAGAUAUUGUAUGAAAAGUUGGAUAUUGCUGGAGAUAUGACUGUCAUGAUGGGCGACCAUUUUAUGACAUUUGAACAGAUUCAAGAUACCAUGUCAAAGUUGUGGAUUGUCAAAGAUAGAUAUUUUGAACUUUUUGAACAACAACAAGAGGAAGAGGAAGAGGACGAAGAUGAUGAUGAUGAUGAAGACAAUGACGAAGACGAGGACGAGAAUGAAAUGCAAGAUGCCAUUGGAAUGAUAUACGAUUUGGCUGGCUACAUUAUCCAAACAAACAAAGAGGUUGGAGUCAACGCCCUCGCGGAUUUUAUUUCAGAUUCUAUUCAAACGUUAGAAGACGAAAUGGAUGAAACGGUAAAGAUUGCAAUACUACAAAUGCUUACAGAUAUUUGUCAACAUGGUGGUCAACCAAGUAUUGCAUUGUAUCCUCUCAUCAUUCCAGCCAUGAUUGAAUAUGUUACAUACAACGAUGAUACAAUCGACAACAUAGGUACUGCAGCAUAUGCAGCAGUUGGUUUGGGUGUUGCUGCGACCCAUGGCAAAAAUCAAUUUGCACCCUAUGUAUUCAAUGCACUCAUUCAACUCAAGGGUCUCAUCGCUGGCUUUGGCAAUAAAAGGGAAACGAUCGAAGUAACUGACAAUGCCAUUUCAGCAAUUGGUAAAUUCAUUCGGUUUGUCCCUCAAUUGUCUCCACAUGUCGGGCAAAUCAUUCCAGUGUGGUUGGAUAAACUGCCCAUAGAAGAUCACGAAGAAAAUGUAAAGUGCCUCGAAAACUUGUACCAUAUUAUGCAAUUAUAUCCAAACGAAUGUCUUGGUGGUAAUCAAUUGACCAACGCCAAACGAAUCAAUAUUCUUUCAUUUGAAUGCCAACGAUAUCUCAAAAGACAAAUGCAAAAAAUAUAUCAUCAAAACGUUGACCCUGACGAUCAAUUGGCUAGCAGUGUCACAGGUCAACAAACAUGCGAGAAUAUUCGAUCAUCGCUAUCUCUAUUGAUUAAAGAGAGAUGGGAUAGUCUAGACAAAAAUAUACAACUUCGUUUUGUAUCAAUGGAUUUAAUGAAUGACCUAAACACAAUGUAUUUAAAUGAUGGUUAUACAGAGUUUGUUCAAUAA
This is a messenger RNA of Cavenderia fasciculata, 6534 nucleotides long. RefSeq lists its product as uncharacterized. The record is from RefSeq and is a predicted model, not a curated record. Gene Ontology annotation, cellular component: cytoplasm; nucleus. The coding region runs from base 1 to 6534 and encodes 2177 amino acids. Gene Ontology annotation, molecular function: nuclear import signal receptor activity. Gene Ontology annotation, biological process: protein import into nucleus. NCBI's taxonomy places the organism in Eukaryota, Evosea, Eumycetozoa, Acytosteliales, Cavenderiaceae. The transcript is spliced from 12 exons.